Rattus rattus (black rat) is the source of this 3293-nucleotide messenger RNA. It is a transcript of the gene Nphp4, whose product is annotated as nephrocystin 4. The transcript has 20 exons. The record is from RefSeq and is a predicted model, not a curated record. NCBI's taxonomy places the organism in Eukaryota, Metazoa, Chordata, Mammalia, Rodentia, Muridae. Gene Ontology annotation, cellular component: ciliary transition zone; non-motile cilium; ciliary base. Gene Ontology annotation, biological process: protein localization to ciliary transition zone; negative regulation of canonical Wnt signaling pathway. Bases 1 to 2901 code for a protein of 966 amino acids.
AUGCAGAAGGAAGCCGGCAGCUCGGGCAAGCCCUUGUGCUCCCCUACCCCAGGCACACCAGCGCUGGCAGCCCGGGAUCUCGCUGCGAUACAGGACUCUCCUGUGGGCCCAGGGCUCUCGCUCUCCCAGCUGGCGGCCUCCCCACAGUCUCUGGCCUCACAAAGCUCUUUCAAGCCUCCUCCUCAGCCCCUGGAUGGCUCUCAGUCCCCAGAGGGUCCCCAGCUCCAAGCAGGAUCUGUAUUAGAGAGCAGGAUCUCUCAUCUGGAAGCUGACCUGAGCCAGCCGCCCUCCUCGGUGCAGGGGAUGCCCACUGUGGAACACCUACAGGAACUUCCCUUCACUCCUUUGCAUGCCCCCAUUGUGGUGGGAGCCCAGACCAGGAGCUCCAGAAGCCAGCUCUCCAGAGCUGCCAUGGUCCUCCUGCAGUCUUCCGGCUUCCCUGAGAUCCUUGAUGCCAGGCAGCAGCCGGCGGAGGCCGUCAAUCCCAUGGAUCCUGUUAGGUUCAACCCUCAGAAGGAGGAGUCGGACUGCCUUCUAGGGAAUGAGAUCGUGCUGCAGUUUCUUGCCUUCAGCAGAGCGGCCCAGGACUGCCCGGGAGCGCCGUGGCCACAGACUGUGUAUUUCACCUUCCAGUUCUACCGUUUCCCACCCGAGACCACGCCACGCCUGCAGCUGGUCAAGCUGGAUGGGACAGGCAAGAACGGCUCUGCCUCCUUGUCUCACAUCCUGGUCCGCAUCAAUAAAGAUGGCUCCUUUGACGCUGGCUCCCCUGGCUUCCAGCUGAGGUACAUGGUGGAUCCUGGGUUCCUGAAGCCAGGAGAGCAGCGCUGGUUCGCCCAGUACCUGGCUGCUCAGACGCUGCAAGUCGACGUCUGGGAUGGAGACUCCUUGCUCCUCAUUGGGUCUGCCGGCAUCCAGAUGAAGCACCUCCUCCGCCAAGGGCGGCCAGCUGUUCAGGUCUCACAUGAACUGGAGGUCGUGGCCACUGAGUACGAACAGGAAAUGAUGGCGGUGAGCGGCGAUGUGGCGGGCUUCGGCAGCGUCAAGCCCAUCGGAGUCCACACGGUCGUGAAGGGCCGGCUGCACCUGACCUUGGCCAACGUGGGUCACGCGUGUGAACCGAGAGCAAGAGGUUCCAACGCGCUGCCACCAUCCAGGUCCCGGGUCAUCUCAAAUAAUGGAGCCAGCUUCUUCUCUGGGGGAAGCCUCCUCAUACCAGGAGGCCCCAAGCGAAAGCGUGUGGUUCAAGCCCAGAAGCUGGCUGAUGUGGACAGCGAGCUGGCCGCCAUGCUGCUGACCCACACUCGAGCUGGCCAGGGGCCCCAGGCUGUGGGCCAGGAGGCAGACGCUGUGCACAGGCGCAAGCUGGAAAGGAUGCGGCUGGUGCGCCUGCAGGAGGCCGGAGGGGACUCUGACAGUCGCAGGAUCAGCGUGCUGGCCCAACACAGUGUCCGUGCACAGCACUCACGGGACCUGCAGGUCAUCGAUGCCUACCGGGAACGGACCAAGGCUGAGAACAUCGCCAGCGUGUUGAGCCAGGCCAUCACCACACACCACACACUGUAUGCCACGCUGGGCACGGCUGAGUUCUUCGAGUUUGCACUUAAAAACCCACACAACACUCAGCACACGGUGGCCAUCGAGAUUGACAGCCCAGAGCUCAGCAUCAUCCUGGACAGCCAGGAGUGGAGGUACUUCAAGGAGGCCACUGGCCUGCUCACACCCCUGGAGGAGGACAUGUUCCACCUGCGUGGGAGCCUGGCACCCCAGCUCUACCUGCGGCCCCGGGAGACUGCCCACAUCCCCUUCAAGUUCCAGAACUUCUCUGUGGGCCCAUCUGCUCCGACACAGGCCCCUGCAGAGGUGAUCUCAGAGAAGGAUGCAGAGUCUGGACCCCAUUGGAAGUCCAGCGCCAUGCCUACCAAACACGCCAAGGUCCUUUUCCGGGUGGAGACCGGCCAGCUCAUUGCUGUGCUCUGCCUGACCGUGGAGCCCCAGCCCCACGUGGUGGACCAGGUUUUCCGUUUCUACCACCCAGAACUCACCUUUCUGAAGAAGGCCAUCCGCCUGCCGCCCUGGCACACGCUUCCAGGUGCUCCCGUGGGGAUGCCUGGCGAGGACCCCCCAGUCCAUGUUCGAUGCAGCGACCCCAAUGUCAUCUGCGAGGCCCAGAACGUGGGCCCCGGUGAGCCGAGGGACGUGUUCCUUAAGGUGGCCAGCGGUUCAAGCCCGGAGAUCAAAGACUUCUUUGUCGUCAUCUAUGCGGAUCGCUGGCUGGCGGUGCCCGUGCAGACAUGGCAGGUCUGCCUCCACUCCCUGCAGCGCGUGGAUGUCUCCUGUGUCGCAGGGCAGAUGACCCGUCUGUCCCUUGUCCUAAGGGGGACGCAGACCGUUAGGAAAGUGAGAGCUUUCACCUCCCACCCUCAGGAGCUGAAGACAGACCCCGCUGGUGUCUUUGUGUUACCACCUCACGGGGUGCAGGACCUGCACGUGGGCGUGAGGCCGAGGAGGGCAGGCAGCCGCUUCAUCCAUCUCAACCUGGUGGACGUCGACUACCACCAGCUGGUCGCGUCCUGGCUCGUGUGCCUGUCCUGCCACCAGCCCCUCAUUUCCAAGGCCUUUGAGAUCACCAUGGCAGCAGGCGAAGGGAAGGGUGCCAACAAACGGAUCACCUACACCAACCCCUACCCUUCUCGGAGGACCUACCGUCUGUAUAGUGACCGGCCAGACCUGCUGCAUUUCAAGGAGGACUCCUUCCAGGUGGCCGGAGGGGAGACCUACACCAUCGGGCUACGGUUCUUGCCGAGUGGCAGCGCCGGGCAGGUGGAGAUCCUGAUCUACAUCAAUGACCAGGACGACAAGAAUGAAGAGACGUUCUGUGUGAAGGUCCUCUACCAGUGAGGGGACGGCUGUGAGGCCAGCGCCCCUUCCAGAGUGCCCCUCCCUGCAGACAUCACUGUGACUCCAGGACUGGCCUGCGUAGCCCAUGGAGCUGACUGAGUGCAGGGAGACAAAGGCUACCCUCGCCAUGGUGUAGCGUAAUCCCGUGAGCGAAUGUGACCUCCGGGGUCAUGGCAGUGGCUCACUCUGCCUGAAGGCUGUGUCACACCCCACGACUGUCACCGUCUAGAACAAACUGCGUUUUAUAAAUCAUUUCCAAUGACAAAAUUAUGUUUUUCUUACUAGAUUUUUAAAAAAUGAACACAAUAUAUUUUCAUUUGCUAUGUAUUUUAUACUGGAAUUCCCUUGUAUAUAUUUUUUUUAAGUUAUUGAAUGAAGCACCUCACUUCCGC